AGCCUAGCCGCUUAGCUUUGGCUUCAGGCCGCCGCAGACUCACCGCUGACCUCCGCUUCCAAACAUGGCCGGUGUACGAGCCCUUGGUGUGCUUUCCAGGCUAACAUCUCGGAAAUACCCCCUCUUCACAGGUAAUAGUUUCCGGUCUUUUUCAGUAGCACCUGCCAUGUUGGCCAGAACUCAUGUUAACUAUGAAGUCAAGGGUGAUGUUGCUGUUAUACGGAUCAAUGACCCCAGCUCAAAGGUCAACACACUGUCAGUCCAGAUGCAGAAAGAGAUGACAGAAGUGAUGGCUGAAGUCUGGGCGAAUAAUGCCGUUCAAAGUGCUGUUCUGAUCUCCUCCAAACCCGGGUGCUUCAUCGCAGGAGCUGAUAUCAAUAUGAUCCAGGCCUGUAACAGUGAGGAGGAGGUCACCAAACUGUCUCAGGAAGGACAGAAGAUGUUUGAACAAGUCGAGAAGUCUCCAAAGCCCAUUGUGGCUGCGAUCAACGGCUCCUGUUUAGGAGGAGGUCUGGAGUUUGCCAUCGCGUGUCAGUACAGAAUUGCCACAAAGAGCAAAAAGACGGUGUUGGGGACGCCUGAGGUGAUGCUGGGGCUGUUACCUGGAGCUGGAGGCACUCAGAGACUCCCCAAAAUGGUUGGUCUCCCCAGUGCCUUUGACAUGAUGCUGACAGGCAGAAAUAUCAGAGCCGAUAAAGCAAAGAAGAUGGGACUUGUGGAUCAACUCGUGGACCCUCUUGGACCUGGUCUGAAGAGUCCAGAGGAACGCACUAUUGAAUAUCUGGAAGAAAUAGCUGUAGAAUGUGCCCGAGGAAUCGCCAACAAGAAAAUCUCUCUCCGCAAAGAAAAAGGCACCAUGCAGAAAAUCCAAGACUACAUCAUGAGUUUUGAGUUUGUGAGAAAUCAGAUCUACAAAACAGUUCACGGUAAAGUGAUGAAGCAAAGCAAAGGCCUGUAUCCAGCUCCACUCAAAAUCAUUGAAUGCGUAAAGACUGGAGUUGAACAAGGCCCUGUAGCCGGUUACUUGGCAGAGGCACAGAAUUUUGGACAGCUGGCUCGCACCUCUGAAUCGGCCGCUCUGAUUGGUCUGUAUCACGGUCAAGUCGCCUGUAAAAAGAACCGCUUUGGGACUCCACAGAAAGAAGUCAAGACCCUUGCCAUCCUGGGCGCUGGUCUGAUGGGGGCGGGCGUCGCUCAGGUGACUGUGGAUAAAGGGGUGCACACCAUUUUAAAGGACACGACUGAGGCUGGACUGGCACGAGGGCAGCAGCAGGUCUACAAGGGACUGAACGACAAAACAAAGAAAAGGAGCAUCACAUCCUUUGAGCGAGACUCGAUCCUGUCCAACCUGACGGGGCAGCUGGAUUACAGCGGCUUUGAGAAGGUCGACAUGGUGAUUGAGGCUGUGUUUGAGGACCUCAAAAUCAAACACGCUGUGCUCAAAGAAGUGGAGGCGGUGGUGUCUCCUCACUGUAUUUUUGCCAGUAACACAUCAGCUCUGCCCAUCAAAGACAUCGCAGCUGCCAGCAAGAGGCCAGAAAAGGUGAUUGGGAUGCAUUACUUCUCUCCGGUGGAUAAGAUGCAGCUGCUGGAGAUCAUCACGACGCCACAGACGUCCAAAGACACGACGGCGUCCGCUGUGGCCGUGGGACUCAAACAGGGGAAAGUCAUCAUCGUGGUCGGGGACGGCCCAGGCUUCUACACCACGAGAUGUUUGGCCCCCAUUUUGGCCGAAGCGAUCCGAGUCCUUCAGGAAGGAUCUGACCCUAAGAAGCUGGACGGCUUGACCACAAGUUUCGGUUUCCCCGUUGGCGCGGCGACUCUCAUUGACGAAGUGGGGAUCGACGUGGCGGCUCACGUGGCGGAGGACCUCGGGAAAGCGUUCGGCGCGCGGUUUGGAGGAGGUAACGUGGAAGUGCUGCAGACCAUGGUGGACCUGGGAUACAAAGGUCGCAAAUCUGGUAAAGGUUGCUAUGUUUAUCAACCAGGCCUGAAAGUGAAAGAAAUCAACUCAGGAAUUGACGAUAUUCUUGAGAAAUACAAACUGAAGCCGAACCCUGCUGUUUCAUCAGACUCGGAUAUCCAGUACCGACUCAUCUCUCGAUUUGUGAAUGAGGCACUGCUGUGUCUACAGGAGGGGAUCCUGAACAGUCCACUAGAGGGCGACGUGGGCGCUGUGUUUGGACUGGGCUUCCCUCCCUGUCUUGGAGGUCCUUUCCGUUACGUGGACAGUUUCGGCGCAGACAAACUCGUGGCAAAGAUGCGUCAGUUUGAGGCCGUUUAUGGAAGCCCGUUUACGCCGUGCCAGCUCCUUCUCGAUCACGCCAAUGAUUCCAGCAAGAAGUUUUACAAGUGAAAAACUAACUUCGAAAUCUGUAGCACUUCGCAACGACUCCAGUCUGCCACUAAAAUGUGCCUAACGUUUAUAUGGAAAAGUGGAGACAAAAUUGUGAUGUGGCAGCAAACGGAGCUGCUGUUUUGUACCUUAUGAUAAUUAAGUUAAAUGGAGGAAAGCUAACGAUCUGUGAGUUGUAAAGAAAAUGAAACUCCAAGCCUGUGUCUUUUUAACUCGCAAGAAUGUCUGUCCAAGUGUCUUUCUUUGUACAUUAGGGCUCGGUCCAUGUAAAUGUCUAAGAAUAAAAUUUUGUUAUUCAA
Boleophthalmus pectinirostris (great blue-spotted mudskipper) is the source of this 2655-nucleotide messenger RNA. RefSeq names its product hydroxyacyl-CoA dehydrogenase trifunctional multienzyme complex subunit alpha b (gene hadhab). NCBI's taxonomy places the organism in Eukaryota, Metazoa, Chordata, Actinopteri, Gobiiformes, Gobiidae. Gene Ontology annotation, biological process: fatty acid beta-oxidation. The record is from RefSeq and is a predicted model, not a curated record. Gene Ontology annotation, cellular component: mitochondrion; mitochondrial fatty acid beta-oxidation multienzyme complex. The transcript is spliced from 20 exons. The coding region runs from base 65 to 2356 and encodes 763 amino acids. Gene Ontology annotation, molecular function: long-chain (3S)-3-hydroxyacyl-CoA dehydrogenase (NAD+) activity; enoyl-CoA hydratase activity; NAD+ binding.